Molecule: messenger RNA, 1032 nt
Organism: Nanorana parkeri
Lineage: Eukaryota; Metazoa; Chordata; Amphibia; Anura; Dicroglossidae
Gene: ARL9
Product: ADP ribosylation factor like GTPase 9
Exons: 5
Coding region: 318-920 (200 amino acids)
Molecular function (GO): GTP binding; GTPase activity
Source: RefSeq, a predicted model, not a curated record
UACAGGAAGAGAACAGAGCACACACACAGGGAUCAGCAGUGCAAGUGAAAGGACAGAGAGCAGACAUUACAUACACAGUACAGGAUGAUAGAUCACAGAAAGAGAGAUCAGCAGUGCAGGUGGAAGGACAGAGAGCCGACUUUACAUACACAGUACAGGAUGAUAGAUCACAGCCAGAGAGAGUAAACAGUGCAUACACAGUACAGGAUGAUAGGAUAUCACAGCGAGAGAGAUCAGCAGUGCAGGUGGAAGGAGAGAGAGCCAACAGUGCAUACACAGUGCAGGAGAACAGGAUAGCGGAGCUUCUUGCAUCACCUAUGGAGCCACCUGUCAUAAAGGAGCCCAGUGACAGCGACAUUUGCACAGAAAUACAACCUCAGGUGAAAGCCUCAUUGCGUAAACAAGUUGUGGUACUAGGGCUUGAUGGAUCUGGAAAAACAAGUGUCCUAAAUUCCUUAGCAGCUAAUAAAGGGAGAUUUGUCACAACACCUACAGCAGGUGUUAAUGCAAUGUGUGUCAACAAUGGAACCUCUAAAAUGGAGUAUUUGGAAAUUGGAGGAAGCGAACAUCUGCGUCCCUACUGGAAAAUGUACCUCUCUAGAGCAUUUGCUGUCAUUUUUGUUGUGGACUCUGCAGAUCACGAUCGCCUUCCACUUGCAAGAAUACACCUACAUCAACUGAUUCAGCAAGAUGCAGUUAUUCCAUUAAUAGUUCUUGCUAAUAAACAGGAUCUAAAGAAUGCAUACCACAUCACUGACAUUCAUGAGGCUCUUGGGUUGUCAGAUAUUUGUGAAAACAGGAAGCUCUUUUUAAUUGGGACUUACGCAGCAAAAGACGGGUCUGAGGUUUCUUCUGGAAUUCUAGAUACAAAGGAGUUUCUUGCACAGCUUCUUUCAGAAAGUUCUGCUAAAAUAUCUUAAUUGCACUUGCCAAAGCUUAGCUGAAGUAAUCCAAAGUACUUUGCAUUUUCACUGUGUAAACUAGAUCUAUCCUUUACUGAACAUACUGUCUUAGUAAUAUAUUUUUAAAGGU